AAGUUCUACAUCCAGGAGAAAAAACUGUGCUACUCCAACAGAACUGGCUUAGAAUGCAUUGAUUCACUCUUCCAGACCGUAGAAGAUACUCCAGAGCCUAUUUCAACCCACAUCACUGGAACCAUACCCAAAUGGAUUAGGGGCAGUCUAUUACGAAAUGGACCGGGCAAAUUUGAGUUUGGAGAGGACAGUUAUAAUCACUGGUUUGAUGGUAUGGCCUUGAUGCACAAGUUCACAAUUGAGAAUGGAUCUGUGACUUAUAUGAGUAAAUUUCUUGAAAGUGAUGCUUACAAAUCAAAUCAAAGUCAAAAUCGAAUUGUGGUUUCCGAAUUUGGAACAGUGGCCAUGCCAGACCCCUGCAAAAGUGUAUUUCAACGAUCCUUGUCUACGUUUGAAAUUCCAAAGCUAUCUGAUAACGGGAAUAUAAAUUUUAUGAAAUAUGAAAAUGAUUAUUUUGUUAGCACAGAGGCUAAUCUGAUAUAUAAAGUAGAUCCGGAGACUUUGGAAACAAAAGAAAAGGUCGAUUGGAGCAAAUAUAUUGCCGUUAAUAGCGCAACAGCACAUCCUCACUAUGACCCUGAUGGGACUGCAUACAACAUGGGAAAUUCAUUUGGGAAGCAGGGUACAUUUUACAACAUCAUUAACGUUCCAGCAAAGCAGAAUGCUGAAGAAACACUACAUGGGGCCCGGGUGGUGUGCUCCAUACCAGCAAGAAAUAGCUUGAAACCAUCUUAUUACCAUAGCUUUGGAAUGACAGAAAACUAUAUUGUGUUCAUAGAACAACCAAUAAAAAUCGAUGUUUUAAAAAUGUUAACUGGGAACGUAACCGGGACACCUAUAUCUAAAUGUCUCAACUGGGAUCCAAGUUGUGAAGUGAUAUUUCACGUGGCAAAUAAACACAGCGGAGAGCUACACCCCGUGACUUUCCAUGCACAACCCUUCUCAUGCUAUCAUCAGAUUAACGCUUUUGAGGAUCAGGGAUGCAUUGUGCUCGAUAUUUGCUGUCAGGAAGAUGGAGAGGUUCUAAAGAUUUAUAAUCUGCAAAACCUGCGUAAAUCUGGGCAUGCUUUAGAUGAGGUAUACAACACAGUCCCGAACUCUCUUCCUCGCAGAUAUGUGUUUCCUCUGAAUAUUGACUGCAACUCUCCACAAGAUGUAGCCUUCAAUCCCUUGAGUUAUACAACUGCUUCUAUUGUAAGAAAAGCUGAUGGGAAGGUGUGGUGCACACAAGAGGAUCUCUAUGGCUCUACACUGGAGGAUCUGGGAGGCUUAGAAUUCCCUGCUAUCAACUAUUUGAAAUAUAACACCAAGAAGUAUCGGUAUUUUUAUGGAUGUGGUUUCCAGCACUUUGCAGGCACCUCUCUUCUUAAAGUGGAUGUCGGGACCAAGCAAGUCACGGUAUGGCAAGAAGAUGGCUUCUACCCUUCUGAGCCAGUAUUUGUACCAUGUCCAGAUGCCAAUGAAGAAGAUGAUGGUGUGAUCCUGUCUGUUGUUGUCUCUCCACGGCAGGAGAAAAAUACAUAUCUGCUUAUAUUAGAUGCAAAAAGCUUUAUGGAGAUGGGAAGAGCUGUAAUUCCUGUAAAGUUCGCAUAUGGACUGCAUGGACUCUUUGUGCCUCAGAAACCUUGA
This is a messenger RNA of Pelobates fuscus (common spadefoot toad), 1629 nucleotides long. RefSeq names its product carotenoid-cleaving dioxygenase, mitochondrial-like. The record is from RefSeq and is a predicted model, not a curated record. Lineage: Eukaryota; Metazoa; Chordata; Amphibia; Anura; Pelobatidae. The coding region runs from base 214 to 1629 and encodes 471 amino acids. The transcript is spliced from 11 exons. Gene Ontology annotation, molecular function: beta-carotene 15,15'-dioxygenase activity; carotenoid dioxygenase activity. Gene Ontology annotation, cellular component: mitochondrion. Gene Ontology annotation, biological process: carotene catabolic process; retinal metabolic process.